Messenger RNA from Magallana angulata, 2693 nucleotides. RefSeq lists its product as uncharacterized. The transcript is spliced from 6 exons. The record is from RefSeq and is a predicted model, not a curated record. Bases 15 to 791 code for a protein of 258 amino acids. NCBI's taxonomy places the organism in Eukaryota, Metazoa, Mollusca, Bivalvia, Ostreida, Ostreidae.
CAGAGUGUUUGCAGAUGUUGACAGAUACAAUAUCAACAGCGACAACCGGAGAACAGAACUUGACGUCAACUACAUACACGACACCAUCAACCAAUGAGCAAACAACACGUUCUGAAGCAUAUACGACAAGCACGACAACCGGGGGACCGGACAUGACGUCAACUGCAUACACGACACCGUCAACCAAUGAGCAAACAACACGUACCGAAGCAUCCGUGACAGGGGUUAGUCAAACAACUACAUCGUCAACAGUGACAACCAGGGGACCGGACAUGACGUCAACUGCCUACACCGCAACAUCAAUCAAUGAGCAAACAACACUUUCUGUGACAUCUUCGUCAUACGUUAGUCCAAAGACUACAAUAUUUACGACAACCGGGAGGCAGGACAUGACGUCAACCGCAUACACGACAACGUCAACCAAUGAGCAAACAACACGUUCUGAAGCAUAUACGACAAGCGCUAUGUGUCCUUGUCAAUGUGAAUACUUUGACAAGAUCGAGUACUGGGCCCAGGAAAAUAACCAGCUAAAACAGUUUGAAGAACUGAGUCAGAAACUGGCUGAAAUCAAAAGUAUCCUGAAAAUGGAAACCAAAAACCUAAGCUCCUUUGUUAAUAAGAAGAUAAGCGCUGCCGAUGAUCGUCCGUCUGCGGUUGCCACCGGGUACUUGGGGGCUGGCAUCAUAAUCAUUGUGGUGGCUGGCAUAGUCUUGCUUGAUCUUCCAGUGAUUAUUCAGCAAGCUAGGUUCUUAUUCAGGGACAUUAAACGAAUGUGCGUUCGCGCACAAUAACUAAAUUUCUUAAGCAUAAUGUUGUUUAAAAGCCAUCAUUUUUGUAUAAAAUUAUGUCUUCUAUAUGGUAAUGAAUAAUUGGUUGCAGUCCCCUUUCUUUUAGUGCGUUCAAAAACUUCAAAAACUUAGAGGCAAAAGCUAAUUGGAUAUUUUUCUUUUGGUAAAAUUGUAUUAGUUUUCUUUGAUAUAGAACAUAAAUGUGUCGACAUAAAAUACCUGCCAUCUCAUUCUAUCAAUGGUACACAUUGAUCGAACUGUGCGAGUGUAGUUUAAGGAUAGUCAUUAGAAACGAGUUUGACUUUACAAGUUUUAAACGCAAUGUUUAAUUCAUAGAGCUGGAUGGACAAAGAAAUUUUCAAACUCCUUUAUAAAAACAGAUAUGUAUAAAAAUACAGGAAAGAAUUAUUUAAAUUACUCUUAACUGAAUUUUAUUCUUUACGAAAUAACAGUGUUGCUAAAAAAUUUUGUCAAGGUUAUCUACUAUUAUUGACUGUCAAAGUUGAGUACCAGAGGAAUCCUCAAUUAUAUCAAUAAUCGUAAAAAUUAUUUUCGACCAUUUUAACAUUUUUGAUUGCCAUUACUGAACGUUGUCAUUAACCAAUGUAUUUUUCAUCAGCUUAUCAAUUCACAUAGAUUGCACGAUAGAUUUUUUUAAUAACUAGUGCCUCUAACAAGAUUCAAACAGAAUUGUUUAAUAUAUUUAUAUAUACGAUGGUACUCCCAUACCAUUACGUGUAUCCGUUGAUCUUUGUACUUUUAUGUUCAAUAUUGAUUUAUUGACACACUGUUUAAAUUUUCACGGUAAAAUAAUAGUGAGUCGUUAUAACUGGCAUCCGGACCGUUUGUAUAUCAAUUUGUUUGUAUGUUUGCUUGUAUGUGAUUUGCUUAUUAGGGUAGGCCUGUCUUUCAAUCCCUCCCUACUUGCAAUUGGCAAUCCUUCUUUAUUUGUACAUGCCUGAUGUUGAAUGCGUGCGCUGUGCUUAAAAAAAUCAAAAUUAUUUGAAUAGGCAUACAGACAUUACAGUAAAAUGCGCAUUACCCUUGUUUUUAAAUGUAUGAGAAUACAAAGUGUUUUUUUACUAUUUAUCGAUAACCGGUCGCAAGUAGACCAUAUUUGGAUGACGCAUACAGAGUUAAAGUAAUAUUCAAUUAUAUGGCCCUUCUUCUUUUAACUGCUAGAAAUUUCAUAAUGUGAAAAUUGUAAUUUAUUUUGGUGAUCAGCUUUUGCCGAUCACAGUUUUGUCUGAUCAGUUUUGUCCGGAUGAGGCAUCCGGCAAACUUCACUAUUUGCGCACAUAUUAUGCUUUUCAUGCUUUGCUAACUUUGAUGUGACAGCUUGUUAAUGUAAAUAAUUAAUUAUAGUAUCAUUAAUAACUAAGGAAAAAUAUUCAAAUGUAUUUGACUUGAGAUUUGAAAAUUUAUACAAAAUGAUUAAAGCAUGUUUUGUGUUUCUUUAAAUGGGUAAUACUUUUGUUUGCAAGUACACCUUGUCUACUUAAUGAAAGAUACUUCGUUCCUUGCCAUUUCGGAAAGCAACAAAACCGCGCGAUUUAUCCUAUCUAAUGCUUCAUGAACUUUUGGGGGAAAAACCAGUUUAUGCUGACAACUGAUUUCACAUGCCGAUCAUUUUUUUUAAAGGGAAUGAUUGGAUGUUAAGGGAAAGUGUAGACGUUUGUCAAAAUUCACCAAAUAUUGAAUGUGAAUCGAGUUUCAAACGAAAUUCAAAGUUUACAAUUCAUAUACUGCAGAUCGGCAUUACCAGAAUAAUGAAAAAGUAAGAUUUGCAGCAAUUUUGUACCGAUGUCUUUAAAGAGGCAUGGUCAAGAUUUUGGUAAUAUUUUGUAUUUUUUUGCUUACAAUGCUUUAGAAAUGCAAUUCCAAUGAUCAACAAAAAUUUGAGAA